This is a messenger RNA of Phytophthora nicotianae INRA-310, 525 nucleotides long. RefSeq lists its product as hypothetical. The transcript has a single exon. NCBI's taxonomy places the organism in Eukaryota, Oomycota, Peronosporomycetes, Peronosporales, Peronosporaceae. The record is from RefSeq and is a predicted model, not a curated record. The coding region runs from base 1 to 525 and encodes 174 amino acids.
AUGCGAAUGAGAUCAUCUUCCUCCAUUUUGGCAGUGUCUCUGAUGCUGGUGAUGUGUCUGCUGGUUCUCCACUUUCCAGUCAAGGCAAACGCCAACUCGCUCCGCCAUGGAGCCGUCCCGAAUCACAUCAUAACCCCGUCCAGUCCUGUCGUCAUUCCCCACAAAGUUGAGAGUGACAAAGCAAUUCCUGUUAAACGUCAGCGUACCGUUCAAGACGAACUAUCCCAAGUGUUCGCCGCAGCUCCAGCCGUGUCAAGCUCUACCAAAGGCAGGAAGGGCACGGGUGACGCAUGUAUCGGACCUGUGUGCGGUCUCGGCCUCUUCUUCGCAUCCAUCGGCCUCACUUUCGUCGCGUGUGUUGUAGUAAUUUACAUUGCCGACAAACGCUACGACUACGUGCAGAACAGUCGACGUCGUCGAGAUAAAUACUACGACAGUAUGCGUAAACGACGUCCGAGCAAUAGCCACCUCGACUUCCGUCGCAACUGCACAAGCACAGUCAUGCGUCGUCGUGCAGCACAAUAA